AUCAUGAAAAUCUGACAGUACGGUGUGUGCGUGAAAAUAUUUUGUUUGGGAUACGUGUACGCAUUGUAACGCUUGUAACGUUUCUCGAGUUUCCCGACGAUAGAUUUAUAAAAAAAUUGCGCAGUAGAUUUAAUUACACGAAGAUGUCAAGCAUCACGAUAUCAGCCAUAAGGCCGCGGACCGGGAUUCUCGACAAAUCCUUAAGCAAGGGCAAAGGGGAGGUUAGCCUGAGCUGCUUCGCCCUCUUGUUCUCCGAGCUGGUGCAGUAUUGUCAGAACAGAGUCUACACGGUUCCGGAGCUGCAAAAUAAAUUGGCGGAGAUCGGAGCGGAGGUCGGGCACAGGAUAACGGAUCUGCUCGUGGUGCGCGAGAAGGGUGGCAAGCGCGAGAUAAAACUGCUCAACGUGCUGCUGUUCAUCAAGAGCACGGUGUGGAAGUCCCUGUUCGGCCGCGAGGCCGACAAGCUGGAGCACGCCAACGACGACGAGCGUACCUACUACAUCAUCGAGAAGGAGUCCCUGGUCAACAGAUUUGUGUCGGUGCCCAAGGAUAAGGGUAGCCUCAACUGCGCGUCCUUCGUCGCCGGCAUCGUCGAGGCUGUGCUUUGCGACUGCGGCUUUCCCGCCAAGGUAACGGCACACUGGCACAAAGGAACGACGUAUAUGGUUAAAUUCGACGACGCCGUUGUCGCGCGUGACAAGCAACUGGACGACCGGUAAUAGAAAGAGAAUUGAAACGUUACUCUUUCUAUAAAUAUAAAGAGAAAAUAGGUAUCUAUACACAAAGUUUAUCAAUUAUCGUGAUAAAUCCAUAAAGUCUUUAAUUAUAUAUAAUUAAAUCCAUGUUUUGUACGUGUGUAUCUUUUAUAUUUGAGACUGGUAUCUCUUUUCAUCGAAAUUUCAUGUAACUACACGUUCGCAAAAACCCGCAGUUUUUUUUUCUUUGCCAGUCUUAUUUCUUCUAACGACAUACAUGGUAUUCAACAUUUAUAUAUGUAUAUAUACACAUAUAUUAUAUAAAUAUAUUAUAAGUAGGAAAAAAUUGCAUUUUCUCUGAAAUAAAUAAAAUUUUUUAUGUUCAAGAUAUAUGGAACUUUUAAGAUUUAAAGAAACUUUAUGGAAACUUUUCAGAUUUUAAGUGUAUCGCUUGUUGUAAGUUUAUUUCUGUACAAUCUAGUAGUAUUUAAGUUAGGUACAUCGACUGCUGUGUACUUUGUUAAAAUAAUUAUCUAACAGAA
Molecule: messenger RNA, 1237 nt
Organism: Wasmannia auropunctata (little fire ant)
Lineage: Eukaryota; Metazoa; Arthropoda; Insecta; Hymenoptera; Formicidae
Gene: Trs31
Product: trafficking protein particle complex subunit 5
Exons: 3
Coding region: 144-719 (191 amino acids)
Biological process (GO): endoplasmic reticulum to Golgi vesicle-mediated transport
Cellular component (GO): TRAPPII protein complex; TRAPPIII protein complex; TRAPPI protein complex
Source: RefSeq, a predicted model, not a curated record